Messenger RNA from Polyodon spathula (Mississippi paddlefish), 2891 nucleotides. It is a transcript of the gene tspy, whose product is annotated as testis specific protein Y-linked. Gene Ontology annotation, cellular component: nucleus; chromatin. The transcript has 8 exons. The record is from RefSeq and is a predicted model, not a curated record. Gene Ontology annotation, molecular function: chromatin binding; histone binding. NCBI's taxonomy places the organism in Eukaryota, Metazoa, Chordata, Actinopteri, Acipenseriformes, Polyodontidae. Gene Ontology annotation, biological process: nucleosome assembly. Bases 373 to 2250 code for a protein of 625 amino acids.
GUCCGGCCAAUCGGAAAGCACUAAGAGUGUAAACAAACCACGAGGACGAAAAAAUCCCUCUCUGAUAGGCGGGCGGGUUUCGGCGCGGCGGCCGAGAGCCAAUCAGCUGGACGGGUGCCCUGUUAAGCUAGCAAGAGCGACGCUGAGGGAACUAAAACUAAAAGCAGCGGAGAAUGAAAAACAAAACAAGAGAGGAGGGAAGUUUUUGCCGCAGGCAGUCGUUUUAUCACCGGUAUGUGUAAGGCAGUUAGAGGACUGGGUACACGUUGUUUUGUUUAAACAGAAGUUAGACGGCUUAUAUUGACUGGGGGGGCGGGGGGUUCCGUUUUUUUUUUUUUUUUUUUCAAUUUAAUUUAACGUCAGGGAAAGAAAAUGAGCGACUGCUCGGAGAACGGAGACUCUUCGUCGAAACCCAAACUGCAACGCGCGCCCCCGAGUCCGGAGCGCGCUGCGCCGGCGGCGAAAAAGGCGAAAGUGGAUAAGACAGAGAGCGAGGCGCUCCUUUCUCCUCCUCGGAACGGAGAAUCGAAAAAGCUGAAACAAAGUGCUGCGAAGAGGCCGAACGACGGGGAGGCCUCUGUUGAAUUGUCCGCAUUUGCUGCUGAAACGGAUCAGGAAAAGGCGCGGGAGUGCGACAGCGCGUCCCCGGCAGCCGAGGACGCGGAUGGCAGCUCGAGCGCUGCGCCUGUCGGGGACGCGCCGCCUGUUUUGGGAGGCAAAACAGAAGCCGCGGCAGGGAGCGCGCGUCUUAAAGAGGCAGAGCAGCAGGACUCGGACUGGGCAGCAAUGGCUGCGGCGGAAGCGUUGGCUAGCUUGACACGGGGGGGAGGAGGAGGAGGAGGAGGAGGAGGAGGAGGAGGUAGUGGGGACCAAGGCCGCUUUUUUGUCAGUGUCCCACAGAAGGCCAAAACCAAACGAAAGCCUGAUAAAAGCAGUAAAACAAAUAAAACACCAGAGGACUGUAUGACAGAAGGCACCUCACAACACACAGACUCGGAUAGCGAUGAAGGUAGCCGGACCCCAAAACAGUCGGACACCAGCCCGGAUAAAACAGGAACUGGGUCCACCUCAGAAGCAGGCAAGCCCAGUAAAACGGGCAGGGUUGUGGACAGCGAGAGGGCAGAGGCGGUGUACACCAGCGUGGAGGACGAUGAAGCGGAGGUAGAAACGGGCUCUUCGUCCCCUGCUGCCUCAUCCUCCUCCUCCUCCUCCUCCUCCUCGGAGAACGCAGAGGAUGCGGAGUGCGCUAUCGUUUCCGUGGAGACCCGGGUUGCCCCGGAGACCAGGCGUUCCCUGGAAACGCUGGCACAGAUCCAGGGCGAGCUGGAGGAGAUUGAAAAGCGCGCCGCACGCCUCUACCGCCGCAUGGAGCUGAAGUUUAACCAAAUGAGGCGGCCGCACGUAGAGAAGAGGAACGCGGUCAUCCAGGGCAUCCCCGGGUUCUGGGUCACCGCUUUCCUGAACCACCCUCAGAUCUCAGCCCACAUCGAUGAGCACGAUGAAGACGCUCUGAGCUUCAUGACAAACCUGGAGGUAGAGCAUUUUAAGGGCGCACGGCUGGGCUACCGGAUCUGCUUUCGCUUCAGUAGGAACCCCUACUUUCAUAAUGAAGUCCUGGUCAAGGAGUUCCAUCUCAGGACCAAUGGAGCCUCCAUCUCGUUCUCGAACCCCAUCUGCUGGCUGCGAGGCAGGAACCUGGCUGCUCACAGUGGGAUGGUGAAGGGGCCGGGGAGCCUGCGAGUGUACCAGAGCUUUUUCAGCUGGUUCACCGACCACAGCAGCCCUACCACCGACGAGAUAGCGGAGCUUCUGAAGGAUGACCUGUGGAAAAAUCCGCUGCGGUACUACCUGCUUCCACUGAGCCAGGGCACAGAGAAUGGACGGCAAGUGGGCAACGGAAGCAGGGAUGAGUGUGUGGUGAUCUCUGACUCGGAUGAAGAAGUGCCUGCUGAAGAUGAAUCGAAAGAAGAGGGCAGCGAGGAAGGGGAGAGUUCUGAGGAGGAGACACAGGCAGAGAGAGAGGUUGUCAUUGAUGGAUCGGAGGAGAGCAGGAGCGGAGAGGAGAAGGAGGAAAGUGAUGAGGAUGAUGAUGAUGAUGAUGAGGGGGUCUCGGAUGAGCAGGACGAGGAGGAAGUGGACGUAGAGGAGCUUGACGAGAGCCUGGGGGGCAAAGGUCAAGAGGCAGAGAUGAAAGGUCAAUACGAAGAAGACCAAGAGGACAUUGAGGUGGACGGAGAUGAAGACAGUUAAAGAAAUGAAUAAAGCUGCAAAGCCUUUUUUUGUUUUUCUUACCAGUAUAUAAAUAUAUAUUUUUUAAACAAAAAGAAAAAACUUUCUAAAUCAGGGUUAAAGAAAAUUCAUCGACCUCCUGAAGACACACUUCAAAACCCAGCUGUUUUAAUUACUUAUUUCUCAAAGCAUGUCACCUCAUGUGAAUAUGUAUUGCAGUUUAUACAAGUGUUCAGGUCUGACUACUAGGCUGUACUGCUUUUCUUACAGUCUCUAACACUGAGAGUAGCCCACACUAACCCUCCUAGUCCCUUGACUCAAAACACUGUUGCUAGCUGCCUGUACCACUUUGUGUAUUUGUUAACUUGCAUCAUGGUUAAAAAAGAGAACAGUUAAGAGAUCACUUAUUAAUGUUACACUGUUGAAAGCUCUAGCAGUCAUAAUCUGGUAUGAUCAAAGUUUUGUCUCCUAAAUUAUUUGGCUGGUAGUUUCCUGUUAAACCGCACUAAGAUGAAAGCCAGUUAAGAAUUUAAAAGAAAAAAAAAAAAAAAAGAUUUGUGGUUAUUUCUUCUUGCGUCAUUGAAACGUUUGUUUGAGCUGUACAGUUUCAAAUGAGUAACAACAUACAAACUUGUUGAAGAGUAAAUUAUUUCAAAUAGAAA